Orbilia oligospora ATCC 24927 is the source of this 363-nucleotide messenger RNA. RefSeq lists its product as uncharacterized. The transcript has a single exon. The record is from RefSeq and is a predicted model, not a curated record. Lineage: Eukaryota; Fungi; Ascomycota; Orbiliomycetes; Orbiliales; Orbiliaceae. Bases 1 to 363 code for a protein of 120 amino acids.
AUGGACCUGCCUGGCCAGACCAAAUCCCGCACUUUCCUAAUCGACAACGCGCCGGGCAAGUUCGAUGAUUGGGUAUCCAAUAACUGGGGUACGACCGCCCUCGCCUCAGCCCGCAUCUUCGGACCCGUCCUUGCAAAGCGCUCGAUCGGAACUUGGAGCAGUCUACAGAUUUACAUUGAAGUGUGGCCUAUCAAGGAUGCUGCGGGCACUGGGAUCGAGUAUCUUGUCGAGGCAUCCUUCAAGACGAAUAGCCGUACCACCGCUGCGACGAAGCAGGCAGAUCUCAUUACUCUCUUGACCAAUAAGGGCUGGUUCCUCGCUCAAGAUUCUUUGAAAACGCAGCUUAUCAUGGACCGCUACUAA